This is a messenger RNA of Aspergillus tanneri, 858 nucleotides long. RefSeq lists its product as uncharacterized. Gene Ontology annotation, biological process: triglyceride catabolic process; phosphatidic acid biosynthetic process. Bases 1 to 858 code for a protein of 285 amino acids. Gene Ontology annotation, cellular component: endoplasmic reticulum; lipid droplet. The transcript is spliced from 3 exons. Gene Ontology annotation, molecular function: triacylglycerol lipase activity; acylglycerone-phosphate reductase (NADP+) activity. The record is from RefSeq and is a predicted model, not a curated record. NCBI's taxonomy places the organism in Eukaryota, Fungi, Ascomycota, Eurotiomycetes, Eurotiales, Aspergillaceae.
AUGGCUCCAGCCAAGACCAUUCUCAUCACCGGUUGUUCUGCCCACGGCAUCGGAGCAGCUCUGGCUCUUACCCUGGCGCAGAAGGGCCAUCAUAUCUUCGCCACAGCGCGCAACCCUUCCAAGAUCCCAUUGUGUCUGUCCUCUCACCCCAACGUCACUCCGCUUCAAUUGGACGUGACCUCGACCACAUCCGCCACCGAGGCCGCCAACGCCAUCGAGGACCACGGCUCCGGUCUAGAUAUACUGGUCAAUAACGCAGGCGCAGGCUACACCAUACCACUACUGGACGCAGACCUCGACCAAGCCCAGCAAGUCUACGAGACGAAUCUCUGGGGCGUCAUGAGGAUCGUGCAGGUAUUGUCGGGUCUCUUGAUCGCCAAUCGCGGCCGCGUCGUGAACGUCAGUAGUGCACAUUCCGUCCUGAAUACGCCGUGGGCUGGUAUCUCAUCCUCGUCCAAGUCGGCCUUGUCCAUCCUCUCCGAGACUCUACGUCUGGAGCUCGCCCCGCUGGGUGUAUCCGUCGUCACUCUGAUGGUGGGUAUGGUCCUGACUUCACUUCAUGGCAACGAGCCCGUCUUCGUUUUACCGGCUUCUUCGCGCUAUGUCCUCAUCAAGGAUAUUAUCGCGCGCUGGGCAGCGGGGAUGGCAGGACCGAAGGGCUGUUCGACGGGGGUGUUUGCCGAGUCGAUUGUUGACGCCGUGCUUGGGGAUGCUCACAUCAAAGGAGGACGGGUUUGGAAGGGUCCUCAUAGCUGGGUCGUUCGGUUCGGUUCAAUGUUUGCGCCCAGAUGGUUGUCGGAUCGGAUGGUGGGUCGUGGACAGGGGCUGGAUGCGUUGGCUCAUCGUAUUCAGAAGUGA